Blumeria graminis f. sp. triticale is the source of this 540-nucleotide messenger RNA. Lineage: Eukaryota; Fungi; Ascomycota; Leotiomycetes; Helotiales; Erysiphaceae. The record is from the annotation of a GenBank genome assembly.
AUGCGAGCCUACUGGUAUGAUAAUAAACCUGGUGAUGCUCGCCUACCACACGAUAGCGGGCGUCAAGUCUCUGCCAAAUACCUCGCUGCACUUGGAGUCAUGUACCUCUGCCCAUCAUCUGAGGAGGAGGUUGCACAAAUUGCGCGAGAGCGUCACUAUUGUGAAAGUGACAUAGUGACCAUCUCACCGGAGAAUCUAGGCACGAGCUAUGAAUCAAAAUUAGACAUUUUUUUUCACGAACAUAUUCAUGAAGAUGAGGAAAUACGCUACAUCUGUGAUGGUAGAGGCUAUUUUGACGUGCGAAAUGAGUAUGACAGUUGGUUACGUAUCGCUUUGGAUAAAAAUGAUUUGAUUAUUCUUCCAGCUGGCAUAUACCACCGUUUUAGCACUGAUGAAACAAAUUUUGUCAAAGCCAUGCGACUAUUUAAAAAGGAUCCAAGUUGGACCCCGUUAAAUAGAGACCCGGAAGUUGAUUGUAACCCUUUUCGGUUGGAAUACUUGAAAUCCCUCCCAAAAUCAAUAGAUUCUGACGCAGGUUAA